Molecule: messenger RNA, 2474 nt
Organism: Sycon ciliatum
Lineage: Eukaryota; Metazoa; Porifera; Calcarea; Leucosolenida; Sycettidae
Exons: 4
Coding region: 438-1547 (369 amino acids)
Source: RefSeq, a predicted model, not a curated record
GUGUUGUUUGGGUUUGUAGUUGUUUUUAUGGGCUCUCUUCACUGCGGCUCAUGUUCAUAUUUGGCUUCCUUCAUCCUUCGUUUUCCACCCACGCCACGGUUACAAAUCCAGUACGAGGCUACUAAAGAGGAUCGGGAUCGGCAAGCUGUAAAAUUGGAAACGCGUUAACGGACACUGAAGGUUUAGUUUGUGAAGUAGUCGUACAAAUGCGUAGGUAGUCACUUGGUUGGUGGGUCUCCUUCGAGACUAGAAUAACAUUGGGCCGGCUUGGUCUGGGGCUAAUGACAAGAAUUCCGUUGGAAGGUCUUGAUGGUCCGGCAUGAGCAGUAACUGCUCGAUGCGGAGAGGGAAGGGAGAGUGUUGACGCAGUCAGAAAGCACUGUGAUUAUGCUGCUGUGCUGGUAACAACAGCUCCCCUAACUCCAGUGUACAGAAAGAUGAAUGAUGUUGACGUCACCACCACCGCCAGUGAUACUGCGCCUGGUCUGCCGAUAGCACGCGUUGUUUCCACUGGGACGGCAGAUGUGUGUCGCAUAUCUAGCGUGCAGGUGGCACAGCGCGAACUGGAGGACGAGAGGCAGUUCAUGGAGUCCAUUCGUCAGCAUCGUGUCCUCUACGAUCGAACAUGCCAGGAAUAUCGUGAGAACAAGAUGCGGGCCAAUGCCUGGCAUGAUGUGUGCAAGGAAACUGGUCUGCCACUCAAUGAGGUGCAGAAAAGGUACAGCACGGUGCGCACCCGUCUGUCCAGGUACCUGAAAUCACUGUACGAGAGUUCGGGAGAAGGGUGGACAGACGAUCUGCCUAUGCCCAGGGAGUUUGAGCACGUCCGCUGGCUAAUCGUUCACAUUCGUCACCGGAAAAGCACGUCACGCGGCAAGCGCAGGUCCGACAGUCAGCAGUGUGAGAAUCCUACUGAUGACGAAAUGGACUACGGCGAUGUCUUCCCUCCUGCCGAUGAUGAAGCGCCUGAGCACGCAUCAUCAUCGGCGACUGUUACGUACAGUGAGCAUACAGGCAUUGCUCAUCCAGUGCAUGAGCCUUCACGACCAAUCAACAUGAUCAAGAGAAAGAGAACACCUUCGCACCCAACUACGCCGUCGACAACUGAGGCAACCUCCAGAAGGAGACCAGCAUCCUCCGAGCCACCACCAGUGAUGGCAGUAGAUUCGAAAGCGUCUUACGGCCCGAGCUGGUGCGACGCGGACGACGAGGAUCGCUUGUUCUGCCUCAGCCUGGUGUAUCACCUGAAGAAGCUGCCUCCGCGCUCUCUGACUCGCAUGAGCCUGCAGCGCAUCCUUCACGAUGCUCAGUUUGGCAGCUGCAUGGAGCCUCAGUACUCGAUGCAAGCCGCCGCUAACAUUCAGCCGGUGCCGUUUGCGCACACCUGGCCAAGCUACUAUUCGCCAGGCAACACUGCUGCGGCAAAUCCCGUUCACCCAACUCCCGGCAUGCCCAGGCCAGACUUGGCACGAUCUGGCGGCUGCAUGCCGGUCACUUCUCAACCCAACCUGGUUGGUGGCAACGGUGGUGUUAACCGGAGUACGUAAACGGUUAGAUCACCGUGUGCUUCCCGCCAUCGUCCUGACCAGCCAAUGGCCCCUGAUUUUUUAGCAGACUUGCUGUGACUCGCCGGACUAGGCGCGAUCUGCCAGAUAUAUGCCUGGCAGUUCUCCGCCCGACUUGGCUUCCCGCCAAUGACGGUGUUACCUGGAGUGCAUACAUGGUUAGAACAUUGUGUGCUUCCCGCCAUUGUCCUGACCGACCAAUGACCCCUGAUUUUCGAAGCACAGCCGUAAAUGACCCUUGAUUUUCGGCAGAACAGCCGUAACUCCUGCCGCUAACAACAGCGGCACAUUUUGCUUUCCCCGACGACAACAAUCGAUAGUGAUUCGAAGUGGUCGGUUGUCGUAACUAGCUCGGCAUCCCGUUCUCCGCGCUCUUCUCCCGAUCGCCUUGCUAACCAUAUGCAACGUGUUCGCCGCUACAUGCAUGACUUCUUUGUUCUCUCACUGGCACAGCUCUGGUAGAAUUGCUUGCAAUUUCAGUGGGAUGAUAGCAUGGUUUGCUUCAGAUGAGCCCUCUUGUUUAGACGAAAAAGCAAACCGCUACUUUUUCCAUCUCUUUUCCGUUCCUUGUUUGGGUUUUGUUUUGUUUUGUUUUUGUUCUACUAGAUGCUUUCAGUUUUUCUUCAAAUUUCUUAUGCACUUGUCCAGUUCCUAGCGCUGGCUGAGAGAAUCCCUACAGCAUAGCUCUCAGUACUAUUUUUGGUGCUGUCUUGUCUAGGACACGAACCGUUGACAGCUUUGCUGGCCUAGCAGUCAUAACUCACAGCACGAAAGGCAGUGAAUCCAUCAUUUAUACUGACAUAGCAGACCGGAGCGUGUGCACAUGGUUGCUUACUCCUCGCACUAGUAUCCCCUGCUGUGUCAGAGCUGCUGAUAGUGUUCAAUAAACAGAUUUUCUCUAACUCGGUG